AUGUCUGAGGUAGUAACCGGUGUUAUGAAACUUACAUUUGGCUUUUUAGCGAAAAAGAUUCGCAGUGAAAUUGCAGAACGUUUGAAAGAUGGUGACGUCACCGACGAAGAAUGUCGGCGCUUGAUUGUCAGAGAACUUGACGAUAUCAAAAGCAAGUUGGAUGGUUUGGCAAGAAGUAGCCUUUUGAGUAGCCUUUGUUUUCUUCAAGACGGAGUCAAUCGACUAUAUCAAUCCCUACUUCAAGUGGAUUCAAGUGAAAAUACAGCAGAAUCGACCGAAAUAGCGACCUUAGUCGAAGCUGCGUCAUUCAGAGACACUGGUCCUGAUUCUCCUAUCAACGAAGUUAUUGCUCUUAUAAAUGCCAUCAAGUUAUUGAAAAUACGCUCCAAGGAACGCUUUAAAUCUGCAAUAAAAUCGUUCGAACUCGCGGGUGAAAAUGCCACCAAAGCAUUCUGUAACGAAGCGUUGUCCAUCGAAGACAGAAUUCAAGCGUCCCAAGUCAGAAUGAUGGCGAGAAUUUUGGAAAAUUUGGAAGAUCCAGAAGCAAGCGCAAGUGAUUGCUUGCAGUACCUUAAACAACUUCAUGAUAUCGGAGCUAUUCGAGAAAUAUUUUCCGUUCUGAUUAAUGGAGGAAUGAAGUCGAGGUUCAAUAAAACAAAGCGACUUAACAAUGCCUCGUCAGUUCAAGUCAUGAACCAAAUAUUGUUUGAGUUCGUCAGAAAGUUCACGAAAUCGUCAUUGCUCACGAGCAUGUUUGCCUGGCCGACGAUUUUGCUCGGUGAAAAAACUUACCGUCUCGUGUUUGGAGAAGAACGCCAUAUUGAAGAACUUAAAGGGUCUGGUAUGCAAGUAAUGUCUCUGGAUUCAGAUUUUACAUUUGGUGAUGAAAUUUACUCUGGAUAUCAUUCUGUUGUAAACAGCAAGAAAGACAUCGUUGCAGUGACGUGGGAUGAACGUACUUUUAAAGUUUUUAAACGUUCGUCAGCGGAAAGUCGUAUUCUAUGUGAAACUCCCAUGGAAGAACGUGCGUCAAAAUGCUGCGUCACGGCGAUGGAUAUCGAUGCCGAAAAUAACCUAUAUGUUAUCACUAGAUUCAAAAAAAUCAAUGAUGAAUCAUGGAGUUUUAAGUUGUUUAUCUUUGAUGAGAAUGGAAACAAAAAACUUGAAUGUUCGUUACCUUUUCAUCAAAGACUUUUAAAAGGAGUGCGCAUGGCAGUAAACAAGGACGGAAAGAUUGCUAUUUUAAAUCGCGAGGAGAAUAUCCUGUAUAUUGGUGACGUAUGUGUUGAGCUGAAUUCGUUCAAAGUCGACAAAAGUUUUUUUCUCAGGGAGUUAUCUAUCUGUAAUCAUGUGCGAUUCUCAAGUUUUGAUGGAACAAUAAUUGCUGCAAGCUGGGAAAAUGUUUAUAUCUACACAGAAAAUGGAGAGUUACAACAUAAAAUUGAGAAACCCACAGGAUAUGGAUUUAUUGACUCCGUUGCAAUAAAUCACGUCACAAAACGUAUCCUAGUUACAACAAAACGGUCAUCAUGGUAUAGUCUGCUGAGUUUCUCAGAAACUGGGCAACUACAAGACAGUUUAUGUUUGGGGUCUAGCGAAUGGAUUCGAUAUGCUCAGCUAAAAUCUCAUCCAAAUGAUCCAGUUGCUUUAGUUGGUAAAACAGUAGCAACUUUACUUCAACUGUAG
This is a messenger RNA of Paramuricea clavata, 1686 nucleotides long. Lineage: Eukaryota; Metazoa; Cnidaria; Anthozoa; Malacalcyonacea; Plexauridae. The record is from the annotation of a GenBank genome assembly.